This is a messenger RNA of Aspergillus niger, 672 nucleotides long. RefSeq lists its product as uncharacterized. The transcript is spliced from 2 exons. NCBI's taxonomy places the organism in Eukaryota, Fungi, Ascomycota, Eurotiomycetes, Eurotiales, Aspergillaceae. The coding region runs from base 1 to 672 and encodes 223 amino acids. The record is from RefSeq and is a predicted model, not a curated record.
AUGCAGCUAUUUAACGCACUUUUUGUUCUGCUCGCUAGCACCCUUGCUACUGCACAGCUCCCAAAUAUCCCUUCAUGCUCUAUAAACUGCUUCAUCAGUGCAUUCGAGCGUGAUGGAUGUUCACAGUUGACAGACUUUGCUUGCCAUUGCCAGAAGCCUGAUCUGCCUACCACCAUAUCUCCCUGCGUCCAAAGAUCAUGCAACGUUGCCGACCAGUCUGGUAUAAGCCAACCCAUUCCCUACGGACUGGACGGGACUAAUAAUUCGCCAGCCGUAUCUAGUGAAGUUGUCCGACAAUGUUCCAUCGCGGGCCAUCCCAUCUCUAUCCCACCGGUGGGCGGUGGUCUUGAGACUACGACCUUGUCCAUGCCUAGGACCUCCACCACGGAUUCCGGCGCUGUCUCCUCCAGCGCUGCAUCAGCGACCCUCCCGACGGUAUCCUCCUCUGGUGCCGCAUCAUCGUCUAAGGUGUCGCAUUCCUCGUCCGCAUCUACUUCAGCUUCGGCAUCUAGCUCCCACGCUCCUUCAACUCCAGGCUCACACAGUCAGUCCGGUCAUGGAUCGUCCACGCCAUCUCCAUCCUCUCCUCUUUCAACUGGCUCUGCAUCUACUGUCAAGGCGGGUGUAGCUGGGGCUAUAGUCAUUGCUGCAGCUGCAGUGUGCGUGCUAUAG